UCCCCGCGCGGCGCUGAGCCCCCAAUACGCAGCCGCUGCACCGAGGCCCGCGCGGCGCUCCCGCCUCUCGGUGUCACCGCCCGAUCCUUCCGGCCGGGCAGCGCGGCCGAGCCUGCGCCGAGAACGCGCGGGGGGUGCGUGAGGGGAGGACACCAACCGGGGAACCCGGAACUGCCCGGCCGAGCGGUAGCGCCGCGGCUGCCAGCCGUCACGGUGAGGCGCUGCGGGCAGCUUAGCCUGGGACGCGGGCUCAGGAGCUCGGCUGCCGGGGUCGGCGGGGAGCGGGCCCUGGGGACGGCGUUCGGUGCGUGCUUGGUGUAUAAUCCAGAAAUCUUCCACAAUGCUAGAGUCCUAUGUGACUCCUAUUUUGAUGAGUUAUGUGAAUCGCUACAUUAAGAACUUGAAGCCCUCAGAUCUACAGCUGUCACUAUGGGGAGGAGAUGUGGUUCUUAGCAAACUUGAAUUGAAGCUGGAUGUACUUGAACAGGAGCUGAAACUACCAUUUAGUUUUUUAAGUGGACAUAUUCAUGAAUUACGAAUCCAUGUACCAUGGACAAAACUAGGCUCAGAACCAGUUGUCAUCACUAUCAAUACAAUGGAGUGCAUCUUGAAACUAAAGGAUGGAGUCCAGGAAGACCAUGAAAGCAGUGGUUCCAGUUCAACGAACCGCAGUACCACAGAGAGUGCAAAAUCAUCAGUGAAACCACGACGAAUCCAGCAAACUGCUCCUUCUGAUCCUGAUUUACCGCCAGGGUAUGUGCAGAGUUUGAUUAGGCGUGUUGUAAACAAUGUCAACAUUGUGAUCAACAAUCUCAUAUUAAAGUAUGUGGAGGAUGAUAUUGUUCUCUCAGUAAAUAUCACUUCUGCAGAAUGCUAUACAGUGGAUGAAUUUUGGGAUCGUGCAUUUAUGGACAUCUCUGCAAAUGAUCUGGUACUAAGGAAAGUGAUUAAUUUUUCUGACUGCACAGUAUGUCUUGAUAAGAGAAAUGCUAGUGGAAAAAUUGAAUUUUACCAGGACCCUCUCCUUUACAAGUGUUCCUUCAGAACUCGUCUGCAUUUUACUUAUGAUAACCUUAAUUCCAAGAUGCCAUCUGUUAUCAAAAUUCAUACAUUAGUUGAAAGUUUGAAGCUUUCCAUCACUGAUCAGCAGCUCCCUAUGUUUAUACGCAUAAUGCAGCUUGGGAUUGCUCUUUACUAUGGAGAAUUGGGAAACUUGAAAGAAGGAGAAAAUGAAGACCUGGUUUGUCAUACUAAAGAUAUACUGGGGAACAGCUCAGGUGUAGAAGAUGAAACAGGUUCAGAUAUGCAAUAUUCUACCCAGUAUAUUAACCAAGAACCCUACAUGCGUCAAGAUGAUGAUCAGCAGCAGGGAUGGGUUUCUUGGGCCUGGUCCUUUGUUCCUGCUAUUGUGAGUUAUGAUGAUGGAGAAGAUGACUAUACUGGAACAGAAGGUGGAACAAUACUGCAUCAGCAGAAAUCCCAGGCCCUUAAGGAUCCUAUUGUUUCUAUUGGGUUUUACUGCACAAAGGCAACUGUGACUUUCAAGCUUACUGAAAUGCAAGCUGAAAGUAGUUAUUAUAGCCCUCAGAAAGUAAAAUCCAAAGAAGUUAUACUUUGGGAGCAAGAAGGAACCACAGUUGAGGCCCUUAUGAUGGGAGAGCCUUUCUUUGACUGCCAAAUAGGUUUUGUUGGUUGCCAAGCUAUGUGCCUUAAAGGAAUUAUGGGAAUUAAAGACUUUGAAGAGAAUGUGAACAGAAGUGAUGCAGAGGCCUACUUCUUCAGUUGUGGAGAAAAUCUGAGUACAAAAGGAAUGACAUACCUUACCAAUUCACUGUUUGAUUACAGAAGUCCAGAAAAUAAUGGUAUUCGUGCAGAAUUUAUUUUGGAUGCAGCUCAUCAUAAGGAGACAUACUCAGAGAUUGCUGGAAUGCAGAGGUUUGGUGCCUUUUACAUGGAUUACUUGUACACAAUGGAAAGCACCAGUGGCAAAGUUUCUGGAAAUCAGCAAGACCUUUCUUCAUCAAAGAGUGAAGAUUUAGUAAAUGUGCAGGAGAUGUCUACAAAAAGCCUCAUUGUAGGUCCGCUUAAUCUUCGAUUGGAUAGCAGUGCAGUACACAGGAUUAUGAAAAUGAUAGUUUGUGCUGUGGAACAUGAAUAUGAGCCAUAUAACAAGCCCAAACCAGAUAUUGUGGAAGGAAAUAGAACUAUGCCAAACUCAGAAGAAAUAGCAUCUUUGGAGGAAUACAUUCCCACUCGACUCACAAGCUUUACCAUUCUUAAAUGCACCAUUACAAUCUCUAUGGCUGAAUUCAAUUUACUGGGCCAUUUGCUACCUAUAAUCAUGGGACAGAAGAGUUCAAGUGGUUUGUUAAAUGCUGGAAGCUUUCAGCCUUUACGGCCUUUGCCUGCUAUUAGAAUAUUGAUGGACAAAAUUAAUCUGGAACAUUCUGUGCCAAUGUAUGCUGAACAACUUGUGCAAACAGUCAGCAGCCUUAGCCAACCUUCUGAUAACCUGCUUCAUUAUUGUUAUGCACACUGCUACCUUAAGAUAUUUGGUUUUCAGGCAGGAUUGACCUCUUUGGACAUUAGAGGAUCAUACUGCUUACCUACUCCAAUUAUCCCCUCUUUUAGUAUUGCUAUUUAUGGCAAACUGCUUACGUUUCCCAAAUAUUGGACCAAGCGAUCUCAUGUUCCACUAACAGAAUGCAUAUUUGAACUUCCAAAUCUGACAGUUCAAGCAACUAGAGCCCAGACCCUUCUUCUACAAACUAUUUAUCAGAGCUGGUCUCAUCAUGUUGGAAAUGUCAGUUCUGCAGUGGUAAAUGAAGUUUUGCUGAAUGAAGUCUUCCAAACUUUAGGUGUGAAAUCUAAGAAUCCCCUGCCAACUCUUGAGGGCUCAGUCCAGAAUGUUGAAUUGAAGUACUGCAGCACAUCAUUGGUCAAAUGUGCCUCUGGGACCGUGGGAUCAAUAAAAAUUUGUGCCAAAGCCCCAGGUGAUGGUGGAAAAGAGAAGCUGAUUCCUUUAAUUCAAGGCCCUUCUGACACCAGAGACCUACACAGCAGCAAAUGGCUCAAUGAAAGUAGAAAACCAGAAUCUCUCUUAGCGCCAGAUAUGGUAGCCUUUACAAUCCAGAGUCCUCAGUAUAUGGACUAUUGCCAUAAUUCUGGUGCUGUACUUUUGGCCAGUGUGCAGGGAUUAGCAGUCAAUAUUGAUCCUGUCUUGUAUACUUGGCUUAUGUACCAACCUCAGAAACGAAGUAGUAGACACAUCCAACAGCAGCCCGUAGGAACUGUUCCUCUUGGUAUGCCAGUAACGAGAAAAAAAGAGGAUGAGGUGUCAGUUGGAAGUAUGCCUUUGGCAAAGCAGCAGUCAAAUCAAGCUUCUGAGUAUGCCAGCAGCCCUGUCAAAACAAAAACUGUAACAGAAUCUAGGCCUUUGUCACUUCCAUUGAAAGCCAUGCUGACCUCAUCUGAGAGCUGCAGAAGUCCUGAGGAGAGAAUGAAAGAAUUUAUUGGGAUAGUGUGGAAUGCAGUUAAACGCCUUACACUUCAGCUUGAAGUGCAGUCCUGUUGCGUGUUCGUUCCAAAUGACAGCCUGCCUUCCCCAAGUACAAUCGUGUCUGGUGACAUUCCUGGAACUGUCCGAAGUUGGUACCAUGGGCAGGCUGGUAUGCCUGGUACGCUAGUUCUUUGCUUGCCCCAGAUAAAGAUUAUGAGUGCUGGACACAAAUAUAUGGAACCACUGCAAGAAAUCCCCUUUGUUAUGCUAAGAUCCAUUCUUGAAGAAGGUGAUGCCUUCCCCUGGACAAUCAGUCUGCAUCAUUUCAGUGUGUAUACUCUUCUUGGACAACAAAUGACACUUAAUUUAGUGGAACCCAUGGGCUGUACUUCUACUCUAGCUGUCACUUCACAAAAACUACUUGCCUCAGGGCCAGAAUCCAGACACUCGUUUGUUGUUUGCCUCCAUGUCGACCUUGAGUCACUUGAAAUAAAAUGCUCGAACCCCCAGAUACAGCUUCUGUAUGAACUGACUGACAUCAUGAGCAAAGUCUGGAAUAAGAUUCAGAAGAGAGGUAUGCUGUAUCAAUCUUCUGUCUACACGGAGUCUGUGACAGGGCCUGCUCCUCCUAGCUCUCCAAUUAAAAGUAGUGUUGGGACAGCUCCACCGGAUACCAGCACAUAUAGCCCAUCUGCUGACUUUGGAACCACUACAGAGGCUGAUUCUGUACAAGGUGGUGAUGAUUCUCCAUUCUCAGACUCUGUUACCUUGGAGCAAACAACAAGUAACAUUGGAAUAUCAAGUGGACGUGUUAGCUUGUGGAUGCAAUGGAUGUUGCCAAAAAUUACUAUAAAGCUGUUUGCACCAGAUCCUGGAAGUAAAGGCACAGAGAUUUGUGUUGUCAGUGAAUUAGAAGAUCUUAGCGCCUCAGUAGAUGUGCAAGAUGUAUACACCAAAGUCAAAUGUAAAAUAGAAAGCUUCAACAUUGACCACUACAGAAACAGCCUUGGGGAAGACUGUUGGUCUCUGGGGCAAUACGGAGGUGUAUUCCUUUCCUGUACUGACAAGCUGAACAGACGUACCUUGUUGGUUCGACCCGUCAGCAAGCAGGACCCUUUCAGUAAUUUCUCUGGCUUCUUUCCUCCUACAACUGCAAAACUUUUAGAUGGCUCACACCAACAACACGGAUUUCUCUCUCUCACUUAUACAAAGGCUGUGACAAAAAAUGUCCGGCACAAGUUGAUAUCAAGAAAUGAACGAAGAACUUUCCAUAAGUUAUCUGAAGGUCUCAAUGAUGGUUCUCCUCAUUUUCUUCACGAGAUCCUUCUUUCUGCUCAGGCAUUUGAUGUUGUCCUAUUUUUCCCUUUGCUUAAUGCAAUUGCAAGUAUAUUUCAAGCAAGGCUGCCAAGGAAUCAAAAAGAGAAAAGCAAAUCACCUGGCCAACCUAUGAGGACUCAUACUCUAACAUCUCGGAACUUACCUCUGAUUUAUAUCAACACAGGUGUAAUCAGAGUCUUCUUUCCCAAAACUGAGGAAAUGCAACAUGAUACAGGAGCUGAAGCUAAUCAGGCAAUAAAAGAAGACACUUUGAUUAUCAAGAUUGCCUCCGUCUCUAUGGCUCCCCAGGCUGACAACCCUCUUAGCAGAGCUGUACUCAGAAAAGAUAUUUACCAGAGAGCACUGAAUUUGGGAAUUCUUCGAGACCCUGGAUCAGAGGUUGAAGACAGACAAUACCAAAUAGAUCUGCAGUCUAUCAACAUUGGUACUGCGCAGUGGGAUCAGCUGAAACCAGAGAAGGACAAUAGUAAAGGAGGUGUGCUGACAGAGAGUGAAAGAAAUUCUCAAAACCCAGCGCUUGAAUGGAAUAUGGCCAGUAGCAUAAGGCGACAUCAAGAACGGAGAGCAAUUUUAACUCCAAUUUUAACAGAUUUCACAGUGCGAAUAACUGCAGCUCCUGCAAUCAUUUUCACAAAAGUAAUUUCACCAGAAAACUUGCACACAGAGGAGAUUUUAGUGUGCGGACAUUCUUUGGAGGUGAAUAUGACCACAAACCUGGACUUCUUCCUCAGCGUAGCUCAAGUACAACUUCUACAGCAGCUAGUACAAGCCAAUUUGGUUGGACUGGAGCCUUCUGACAAGAGCACUGAGGUUUCCAAACAAGAACAGAAAAAAAUGGAUAUAUCUGAUGGAGGAACAGUUGAAACUUCUUCACGUUAUAGUGGUGCCCAAGACAGUGGCAUUGGCAGUGACAGCGUUAAAAUCAGAAUAGUUCAAAUAGAACAACAUAGUGGCACCAGCCAACACCGCAUUGCACGUCCUUCCCGACAGUCUUCCAUUGUGAAGAACCUGAACUUCAUUCCCUUUGAUAUUUUUAUUACAGCAAGCCGGAUCUCCUUGAUGUCUUAUUCGUGUACUCCUUUAGCUAAAUCUAAAUCAUUGCAAGAUCAGAAAGAUGAUGAGAAGAUAAGCAAAAGUUCAUUAAACCUCCCAGAAACAGAUUCACAUGGUAGCCAAGACACCAGAAAGCUCAUUCAGGCACCUAUUUCAUCAGUAACUGCAGAUGAUCUCUUGAACAGUAACAAUUCUUUGCCCAGUGGGAGAAAAACAGGUCUACUGUCACUAGAAAGUCUUCAUGCUUCCACAAGGUCAUCUGCUCGACAAGCCCUUGGAAUAACUAUUGUUCGACAGCCUGGUCGCAGAGGAACUGGUGACCUCCGGUUAGAACCUUUUCUGCACCUUGUUGUAUCCCAGCCUUCUGUACUCUUGAGCUGUCACCACAGAAAGCAGAGGGUGGAAAUAUCAGUGUUUGAUGCUGUGCUUAAAGGAGUAACCUCAGACUACACGUGUACAGAUCCUGGAAAGACACUUCCAGAAGCGCUUGAUUACUGCAAGGUUUGGCUACAGACAGUAGCAGGAGAGAUAGAUGCUAAAAGUGGCAUUCCUCCUCCUCUCAUCACACUGCAAAUUAAAGACUUUCUCAAUGGGCCAGCUGACAUAAAUGUGGCUAUAUCAAAGCCUUUGAAAGCAAACCUGAGCUUUGUCAAACUUGAUCAAAUAAAUCAUUUCCUGAAGAAAAUCAUAAGGACGAAUGACUAUGAGACUAGCAAGGAGGCUGCUGCUUCAGCUGAUAGCAUUCCAAUCAAAGAUGACAUAUCAGCACCCAAAUGUUCCAGAAGAAAGGAUUCUUCACCUGCAGUAAGUGCUAAUGGAGAGCAGAUGGCUUCAGUCCACGAAAACUUGUGGAGAGUUGUUUCCUGUUUUCAAAAGAUUUCCAUUCAUACUGCUCAAAUGGUUGUUUCUAUGGAAACCAUGCCACACCCGAAUAAACCUUUCCUGUUAGCAUCUUUAUCAACCCUCAGUGGAAGUCUGAAUGUCAAAGCUGGACAUAAAACUACAGGUGUAAUUCAUGGAUCAUCAUUUGUUCUUGACAUAAAUGAUUUUCUCCUUAAAACAAGUUUCAAAGAAAGAAGCAGAGCUCUGAUAGGCCCCUUCUGUUGUUCUGUCAAUGUGGAAGCUAAGUGGUGUAAGCACAGUGGCAAUCCUGGUCCAGAGCAAUCCAUUCCAAAAAUACAUAUUGACUUCAGAGGAGGGCUUAUACAGGUCUUCUGGGGUCAAGAACAUUUGAAUUGUUUAGUUCUUCUCCAUGAACUUCUGCAAGGGUACCUUACUGAACAAGGCAAGAUGGAGACACUGAUCUCUGAUCAAACAAACCAGACUCAGUCUCCUAUGGAAAGGAAUCAGACCUCAAAAACUGAACAUACCUCAGAUGAUCUGAGAACAGGCCUGUUCCAGUACAUACAAGAUGCAGAAGCGCAGAAACUGCCGAGUGCCUAUGAAGUUGUGUUUUACAGUGAAACUGAGGAUAGUCCAGGAAUAAUGUUAUGGAGAUAUCCAGAACCCAGAGUGCUUACCCUUGUAAGAAUAACUCCUGUUCCUUUUAAUACAACUGAAGAUCCAGAUAUUAGUACUGCAGACCUUGGAGAUGUUCUUCAGGUUCCUUGUAGCUUGGAGUACUGGGAUGAGCUCCAGAAAUCAUUCAUUGCAUUCCGGGAAUUCAGUCUAUCAGAAAGCAAAGUUUGUGAGCUGCAGCUACCCAGUAUCAGCCUUGUGAAUGAUCAGAAGGAGCUUGUAGCCUCAGACCUUUGGAGGAUUGUCCUGAACAGCAAUCAGAAUGGAGCUGAUGACCAAAGCUCUGAAAGUGAAUCUGGCUCACAAAGUGCAUGUGAUCAGCUUGUGACUCCUACAGCAUUAGCAGCCUGUACCAGGGUUGACUCCUGUUUUACUCCUUGGUUUGUGCCUUCACUUGGCGUUUCAGUCCAUUUUGCUCAUUUGGAACUCCAUCUCUACCAUCAUCUUGAUCAGCUGGGCACAGCACCAGCAAGGUCCCUUCAGCCAUUUACCUCUGAUAAAAAUGUUCCAUCUGAACUAGAAUACAUGAUAGUUUCCUUCAAAGAGCCCCACACAUAUCUCCGGCAGUGGAGUGAUGAAUCAAUCUUCAAGGAGAUCCAGUUUUCUACAUGGACUGACUGUAAACUUUUGGAGUGCCGAAAUGUUACUAUGCAGAAUAUCGUGAAGCCUUUCAAAAUCUGUGGGCAGGUUGCCAUUUCUAGCAGUGCAACAGAAAGGUUGCUGGACUGCACUGUGAUGGUGGACCCUAUUUUCGUAAACUUUGGGCAGCAUGCAGUUCAUUCUCUGAAUACAGCAUUUCAAGCUUGGCAACAGAACCAAUGCCCGGAGGCAGAGGAGUUGGUCUUUAGCCAUUUUGUGAUCUGUAAUGACACACAGGAGACAUUGCGCUUUGGCCAGGUGGAUACUGACGAAAAUGUUGUGCUGUCUAGUCUGCACAGUCACCAGUACAGCUGGCGCUCUCACAAGUCCCCGCAGGCUGAACUGGAUAUUGAACACAACCUAUUAUUUAAAGGUCAGAAUAAUGCCCAAGCCUGGACAAGCCCUCUGUUACACAUCUGCAUUGAAGGUUGGGGAAACUGGCGCUGGUCUGAGCCAUUCAGUGUGGACAAUGCAGGGACCUUUAUCAGAACCAUUCAGUACAAAGGCAGGACAGCAUCACUUAUCAUCAAGAUUCAACAGCUCAGUGGAGUGCAAAAACAAAUCAUAAUCUGUGGAAGACAGAUGGUCUGUAGUUAUCUGGCUGACAGCAUCGAAUUGAAAGUGGUUCAGCACUACAUUGGUCAAGAUGGGCAGGCGGUUGUUAAAGAACAUUUUGACUGCCUUGCAGCCACACAAAAGCUGCCUUCCUAUGUUCUAGAAAAUGAUGAGCUGACCGAGUUGAGUGUGAAAGCUAAAGGAGAUGAAGACUGGUCAAGAGAUGUAUGUCUCAGUUACAAACACACAGAAUAUAGCACAGUCAUUCAGGUGCCAUCUUCAAACAGUUCAAUUACUUAUGUGUGGUGCACAGUUUUGACAACAGAACCCAACACUCAAGUACAACAACGACUAAUUGUUUUCAGCCCUCUUUUUAUCAUGAGGAGUCAUCUUCCAGAUCCAAUUAUCAUACAUUUGGAGAAAAGAAGUCUGGGAUUGAGUGAAACACAAAUGAUUCCAGGAAAAGGGCAGGAGAAAUCAUUGCAAAAUAUAGAGCCUGAUCUUACCCAUCACUUGACAUUUCAAGCCAGGGAAGAGGAUGAUCCAUCAGAGUGUGCAGUUCCUAUCUCAACAGCACUUAUUAAACAGAUAGCUACUAAAUCCCAUACAGGUGGCACUGUGAAUCAGAUACUCUCUGAGUUCUAUGGGAUUAAUAGCUCUCCCCAGCCUGUGUGGCCAUAUAAUAGAAAGGAUUCAGAGAGUAAUGAACAGCUCACUCAGUGGGAUAGCCCAAUGCGGGUGAAGCUGUCAGUGUGGAAGCCAUGUGUUAAAACUCUGCUGAUAGAACUCCUGCCCUGGGCUCUGCUUAACAAUCAGUCCAAAUGGGAUCUCUGGCUAUUUGAAGGAGAGAAGAUUGUUCUGCAGAUACCUGCUGGGAAAACAAUUAUACCUCCAAAUUUCCAGGAAGCUUUUCAAAUUGGAAUAUAUUGGGCAAACACUAACACUGUGCACAAAUCAGUGGCAAUCAAGCUAGUUCAUAACAUAACAUCUCCAAAAUGGAAGGAUGCAGACAACGGCGAAGUGGUAACACUGGAUGAAGAAGGGUUUGUUGAAGCUGAAAUAAAACUUGGUGCCUUCCCAAGUCAUAAAAAGUUGUGUCAGUUCUGCAUUUCCUCUAUGGUUCAGCAUGGUAUUCAAAUUCUACAGAUUGAAGAUAAGACAACAGUAAUCAACAAUACAUCAUACCAUAUCUAUUGUAUACCACAGCUGUCUGUUUCAAGGCCUCGGUCAGGAGAGGAGUAUUUACACGUACCAGACAGUACUGCAUUCAGCAUCUGCCCAGCUGGGGAGCCACCUACUGAAAAAUUGAGCUCUGUUCCUUGCUGGGACCUGAUGUCAGAUGUCAGUCAGUCAACUUCAGAAGUGUCCCUUUUUCAAAAGCACAUAUUGCUAAGUUUCAGUCCAGUUGUGUGUGCUGACAGCUCACGGUGCUGGAGCCUGCCAGCUGUGAUUAGACCAGAGUUUCCUAGACAGAGUGUGUCAGUACCCAUUGGAGUUUGUAAUGAAAGUGGAUUUUGUACCAGAGCCAUAGCACUAACUUAUCAAGAGCAUCUUGGGGUGACAUACUUAACUCUUACGGAAGACCCUAGUCCUCGCAUAAUUAUCCAUAACAGGUGUUCUGUCUCAUUGCUUAUAAAGGAGAACAUCAAAGACACACCAAAGUUUGAAGUUUAUUGCAAGAAGAUUCCAGCUGAAUGUUCUAUUCAUCAUGAGCUUUAUCAUCAAGUCUCCGGCUACCCAGAUUGCAAAACCAAAGACCUGCUGCCCAGCAUUCUUCUGAAAGUGAUAUCAACAGAUGAACUAACAAAUGAAUGGAGUGAUUUUGUGGACAUUAAUAAUCAAGGAACACAGAUUGUGUUCCUAACUGGUUUUGGCUAUGUUUAUGUGGACAUUGCUCAUCGCUGUGGUACAAUAAUAAUAACUUUGGCACCAGAAGGAAGACCAGGACCUAUCCAGAUCAACCUGAACAGACCUCAGGAGCAGACCGUUAUAUUUAAAAUGUUCAUCAGCCAGGCAAGCCUUGCAGUGUUUGAUGAAAUAACAAACCAUAAAAUGUCAUCUGAACUUCUGCGGCUUACAGCGGACAACAUUUUCCUUAACAUGGCACCAGUAGCCAGCUACUUGAGAUCCCUGUCUCAUGAAUUCCAGGGAGAGACCUCCGAAGGUCUUCUUCAGUUUUAUAGUCUCCAAAUAUAUUGUGGAGACUUGCAAUUGGACAACCAGCUGUAUAAUAAAUCCAGUUUCCAUUUUGCAGUCCUGCUGUGCCAGGGAGAGAAAAAUGAAACCAUGCAGUGGUCCAAAGUGAACAACCUCAUUUUAUCCAACAAAGAUUUGGACGAAUAUAAGGAAAACUGUUUCAUAAAACUCUGCAUCACUUUAUCAGAGGAACAGAAUUUCUUGUUUUGCGUUAAUGACCUCAACUUCGAACUGAAACCAGCGAGGCUGUAUGUGGAAGACACAUUUGUUUAUUACAUUAAGACCUUAUUUGAUACAUAUCUUCCAGACAGCAAAGUGAUUGGUCAUUGCAUGAAAACCUCAACUAUUACCCAGAUACUGCCUGAACAAGUGAGACAGCAUGCUAAAGCUUUAGUCGACCCAGUGAAGUUAAGGAAGUUAGCAAUACAACCAGUUAACCUCUUGGUCAGUAUCCAUGCUUCACUAAAGCUGUAUAUAGCUUCAGAUCACACUCCUCUCUCCUUCUCUGUGUUUGAAAGAGGACCCAUCUACACCACAGCCAGACAGCUCAUCCAUGCCUUGGCCAUGCAUUACGCUGCGGGGGCACUGUUCAGAGCAGGCUGGGUUGUCGGAUCUUUAGAAAUUCUCGGAAGCCCAGCUAGCUUGGUGCGAAGUAUAGGGAAUGGCAUAGCUGACUUCUUUAGGCUCCCAUAUGAGGGGCUGACCAGAGGCCCAGGAGCAUUUGUCAGUGGAGUUUCCAGAGGAACAACAUCAUUUGUUAAACACAUUUCCAAAGGUACACUGACAUCAAUUACCAAUCUUGCAACAAGUCUUGCUCGGAAUAUGGAUCGUCUGUCACUGGAUGAGGAGCAUUAUAACAGACAAGAAGAAUGGAGAAGGCAGCUUCCAGAGAAUUUGGGAGAAGGACUGAGACAGGGGCUUUCCCGCUUAGGCAUCAGCCUUUUAGGAGCAAUUGCUGGUAUUGUAGAUCAGCCAAUGCAGAAUUUUCAGAAAAUAUCUGAGGCCCAAGCUUCGGCAGGGCACAAGGCCAAAGGUGUAAUCUCUGGUGUAGGAAAAGGAAUUAUGGGAGUGUUUACUAAGCCAAUUGGAGGAGCAGCUGAACUUGUCUCCCAGACCGGCUAUGGUAUUUUGCAUGGAGCUGGACUUUCUCAGCUUCCCAAACAGCGCUAUCAUCCAAGGGAUCAAAAUGUUGAGCAGGCUCCAAACAGCCACGUCAAAUAUGUCUGGAAAAUGCUUCAGUCUCUAGGAAGGCCAGAGGUCCAUAUGGCACUGGACGUGGUUAUUGUGAGUGGAUCAGGCCAGGAGCAUGAAGGAUGCUUGCUGCUUACGUCAGAGGUGCUAUUUGUGGUCAGUGUCAGUGAGGACACACAGCAGCAGGCAUUCCCUGUGACUGAAAUUGAGUGUGUAGAAGACCAUCAACAAAAAAAUCUGCUGAAGGUGCAGCUCAAACAACAAAGAGUGCCUUGUGAUUUGGAGGUGGAUGGAGUUAGAGAGAGACUCUCUGAACAACAAUACAACCGGCUGGUGGAUUUCGUCACAAAAACAUCCUACCACCUUGCUCCAAGCCACUCUUCUGUACAAACAGCAUCACAAGUUGUAGCUGCAGAGCCCCUUCCAAGCACAAUUAAGACAUAUCAGUACCUAGUUGAUCCAAAUUUUGCUCAGGUAUUCAUUAGUAAAUUCACUAUGGUAAAAAAUAAAGCCUUGCGGAAGGGAUUUAAUUAAGAACAAAUUAUGGCAAGCAUGAUUAUGCAUUACCAUUUUGAAAGUCACGCUUUCUAUGCAGUCACCUAAUGUGAACUUUUCUAAUGUCAGUUUUGUGGGGUGGUGGGUGAUAGAAAAAUUAAAAGCUACCUUUUCUGACCUGACUACAAGGACAGCUUUGGGAUUCCUGGUCUCUACGCAAAGAUGUUAGCACUAGGAGGAAAGCAAAGUUGGUGCGUAAAAUAACCACUCUAACAAACAGAUAUUCAACCAAAGGGAAAGGUGGUAACUGAAUGAAAAUCCUUUGUUCUUUCUCUUACCAGAAAUAAGAAGAAAGGAGACAAGGGAAAUCUUAUUCAUUGAGACAUUUUUUGCACACACCAAAAAUAGAUAUCUGUGCCCACUAUAUCAUAUUUUAGGGUCUGCCAGUCCCUGGUAUAAGCAAGGCUUAUAACUCAGUUGUAAAAACUUCCUCAAGGCUGAAACUUUUUCCACCCCAGUGUCUACAUACUGAAGCAAAACACAUUCCCCUACUAAAUCUGAUAGACCUGGUGUGACCGUUUUAAGUUACUAGCGACAGCUGGGUUUUAGCACCACUCUAACCUUAAAAUAGCUUCCUUUAUUUGACUGAAAUUUUGCAGGACAUUAGUCCUUAAUGUAAACUAGUGCCUUUGUGUGGUUUGAAGAACAAAAUGGAAACGAUAACAUUAAUUUAUUUUUGCAACUGUCUGUAUACAGAAAACUUACUUUAUCCACCAAUCAAAAUGUCAUAAGAAUUUUCUAUAUAUAUAUAUAUAUACCAUUGCGGAUUAGCUGGUAAUAUGUAAUUAUGUCAGGGAGACAGGAGCAGUUAUAAUUUUGGGUCCAGUAAUGUGCAUUUUAAAAAGCUUUAGGAGCUGUGUUUAUUCUCAUUAAUAUGUACCAAAAAUUCAUUAGCACCUUGCUCCUUUUAAACCCAAGUGCUAAACUUCAUCCGUAGCUCACCUUGAUAGGCUCUACUAAUUCUGGACUCUCCAAACCAUACCCACAGCACUUCCUUACUUCGGCCAGCUGUAAUUCAUUUUAUGCUCAUCACCCUAAAAAUGUCAGAAACCAGGAAAUUUGGAAUCAGGACUGGGAAGUCAUGUAUUACAUCAGACCAUACAGAACUACAUGUGCCUAGAAAUUAUACCCUAUUUUGCACAGCAGAGCAAUUGGAAAAUUCUUGGAGUUAGACUCAUUUCUCAAUACAUGUAACAACUGUGAAAUGGGUCGGAAGACAGAGUUGUAUGAAAACUGCAAUAUUGGAGCCCGGUGCAAACCACUAUCUGUCAGCAAGAUGGCUACUACCAGCAGUAGGCUUACAAAGGGUAAUUGCAAUAUCAAUGACAUCAGUGUUAGAUGGCACUUGUAACAAUAUUAGGAAAAAAGCUUUUAGACAGAAAUGUGCUUUUCAAGUUGUUCUUUACCCUUUAUUUUCAAAUCUGUGUUAUAGUUUGUACUGCUGUCAUCACAAGAGCAGUUAGAUUGCUUUGCAGAGCAAACACACCUACAGCAAUUUUCAUUUUAAAUGGUAAAAGCUGACUUGACUCAGUUUCUUGGCUUUUGUGAGCUUCUACUUUAAACUCUGCCCAUGACACUUCUCCUUCUGACCGUGAAUUACAGCACAUGAACUAACUUCUUGUGUGGGGAUUCCUGAUGUACCUGAAUACAACCAGCAACUAAGUUAGGAACAGGAGUCAAGUCAGAUCAUUGUCCUUAGUGUUCAGUAAAUGCCAUUUACUUAUGUUAGCAUCUCCUAUACAUGGCUAUGACCAAAUGGACAUACAAUAAGGAUGUAUUAAUUGCUGUGCAUUUCUCAUGAGUUCUGCUUUGUUGAAGCUACUCCUGGAAUUCAUGUCUCUUGUGUACUAAUAAGGAAGAAGCCUGGGAUUUGAAUAGCCCUUUGCUGAAUGUGAAAUGAACCCAUCCUUUAUUAACAUUUCAUACAGUCGGCUAGCUACUUGGUCGUUGUUUGCCUUUAAAUGACACUAUUUAAAAAUGUAAAUAAAUAGAUUGUUCAUUCCUGAAUCUUUUAUGGGAAAUAGUUUACUACUGCUAAUUUUACAUACUGAUGCAUAAAUUGUAAUAUAACAAGAUUGUUUAAAGUUAAUAAAGCUAU
Molecule: messenger RNA, 14642 nt
Organism: Mauremys reevesii (Reeves's turtle)
Lineage: Eukaryota; Metazoa; Chordata; Testudines; Geoemydidae
Gene: VPS13B
Product: vacuolar protein sorting 13 homolog B
Exons: 63
Coding region: 341-12523 (4060 amino acids)
Source: RefSeq, a predicted model, not a curated record